AUGAAUACGACUGAGUCAUUCAAUGAUUUAUUCGACUUUAUACAGAGUACUCCUAAUGUUAUGACUACAAUCAAUUCGUAUACAGAUGAAGAUUGGGGGAUGGGUUGGGAUGAGCAAGCAUCUAUUAAAAGUAUAAAGCAAGAACUAGAAGGAUUCUCUGAAAUAUAUAAAAGAAUAACUUAUAACCCGAAUUAA
Messenger RNA from Nematocida parisii ERTm1, 195 nucleotides. RefSeq lists its product as uncharacterized. Lineage: Eukaryota; Fungi; Microsporidia. The coding region runs from base 1 to 195 and encodes 64 amino acids. The record is from RefSeq and is a predicted model, not a curated record. The transcript has a single exon.